CUUGCCUCUCCUGCACCCUCCUUCACGAUGUCCCCCUUGCUGCGCCCCUUGCUGCUUCUCCUGCUGGUGGACAUGGUGUCCCUGGGCCUAUCCCAGCGGUGGGCCCUGCCCUCCCUGUGGGGCCCGCUGCUGUCUUUGUGGGGCCUGGCUCUUGUGCGGGGCCUGGGUCUGACCCUGGGGGCGAUGCUCCUUCGGCCAGGCCUGCCCCCUGGUCUGGCCUCUGCCCUGCUGCCCUCGGCCGCUCUGCUGGCCCUGCUGCCCCCCUGCUGCGCCACCCUGCAGUCCUUGUCCUUCCCCAUGGGGGGUGCCCCAUGGCUGGCCUUCUCCUGGGGCAGAGUGGACGUCCUUGCCCUGCACUACGGGGCCGUGGUGGCCGUGGCCCUCCUCUGGCACCACCUGAAGGGGCCGACACAGAACGGAGGAGACCAGGAGAAGAAGGAGGGAGCCCCUUCGGCCUCCUUGGGGCGCCUGGUGAGCAGCAUGAGGCCAGAGGCACUGCGGUUCGUGGCCAUCGCCGGGCUCCUGGUGGCCUCUUCCCUAGGGGAGAUGGCCAUCCCGUAUUACACGGGACGAGUGACUGACUGGAUCGUGACUGAGGCCGGGACUCCUGCCUUCCAGAAAGCCCUCUGGAUGAUGACUGUCCUCACGGUGGGCAGUGCCGUGACGGAGUUUGUCUGCGACUACCUCUACAACACCACCAUGAACCAGUUCCACACCCGCCUCCAGAGCACGGUCUUCGCCUCCAUCCUGCGUCAAGAGAUCAGCUUCUUCCGGGCCAGUCGGACAGGGGACAUCACUUCCCGAGUGACAUCCGACACGGACGCCAUGAGUGAGGCGCUGAACCAUGAUAUGAGCUUGCUGAUGUGGUACCUGAUGCGGGGGGUCUUCCUCUACGGCAUGAUGCUCUGGCUCUCGGUACCCUUGGCUCUCUUUGCCACUGUGGCCUUGCCUUUCAUCCUCUUGCUGCCAAAGCUCACGGGGAAAUUUCACCAGCGCUUGGCACGGGAGGUCCAGGAGUCUCUGGCAAAAGCCAACGAGGUGGCCGUGGAGAACUUCGAGUCCAUCUUGACUGUCCGCAGCUUUGCAAACGAGGAUGGUGCGGCUCGAAGCUAUGAGGAGAAGCUUCAGGAGACCUUCAAGCUCAGCAAGAAGGAGGCUGGGGCCUACGCGGUCAACAUGUGGACCAGCAAUCUCUUAGAACUGGCCCUCAAAGCUGGCAUCCUGUAUUAUGGUGGCCAGCUCGUCACGCUGGGACGAGUGACCAGUGGCAAACUUGUCACCUUUCUUCUGUAUGAGAUGGAGUUCUCCUCAUCAGUGCGGGUCCUCCUCUUUUCUUACCCCAAAGUCCAAAAGGCCAUUGGUUCCUCGGAGAAGGUCUUCGAAUACAUCGACCGUAUGCCCAAGAUCAGCCCCUCCGGCACCUUGGCUCCCAAAGAUUUGCAGGGACACGUACUGCUGAAGGAGGUGUCUUUCUCCUAUCCUGACCGGGACAAUUCUCUUGUCUUGAAGGGGGUGUCCCUGGAGCUGCAUCCUGGGACGGUGACUGCCCUGGUGGGCCCGUCGGGGUCUGGGAAGAGCACCAUUGUGGCCCUCUUGGAACGGUUCUAUGAGCCCCAGAAAGGUCAAGUGUUGCUGGACGGCAGAAACCUGAGCGAAUAUGAGCAUCACUUCCUGCAUCAAAAGGUAGCCCUGGUGAGCCAGAGCCCGGUGCUUUUUGCUCGGUCAUUACAUGGGAACAUUGCUUAUGGCUUGAGUGAGAAGAGCCAGGAGGAAGUGGCACAGGUAGCCCGCCGAGUGGGAGCCCACCGGUUUGUUACCCGACUGAGCCAUGGCUAUGAAACAGAUGCUGGGCAAACAGGGGGCCAGAUCUCUGGAGGGCAGCGGCAGGGGGUCGCUCUCGCCCGAGCCUUGAUCCGAGACCCCAGAGUGCUGAUCCUGGAUGAUGCCACCAGUGCCCUGGACACGGAGAGCCAGAGGGAGGUGGAGAGGGAGAUCUACGAAGGGGAGGCUCGUGGGAGGCGCUCCGUGCUGCUCAUCUCUCACCGCCUGCACAGCGUGGAACGUGCGGAUCUCAUCCUGGUCCUGGAGGAGGGGGAGAUCAAGGAGAAGGGGACCCACCAGGAACUCAUGGAGAGGAAGGGGACCUAUUGGCAGCUGGUGCAGAGGCAGCAGAAUGGGGCCGAAGGGGGAGGGAACAACGGCUCCCACCAAGUGGGCAAUGGACCUCUCUGAGGGUUGAAGAAACAGUUAGACAUCUUGGCUAAGGCUCCAGAAUCUCACCUAUUGAAGUGGGGUUAAAUAUUGUACCACUGUUCCCAGAAUUCCUCAGUUGGAAGGGCCACAAACCUUACUGGUUAGGGCAGUGGUUCUCAACCUGUGGGUCUCCAGGUGUUUUGGCCUACAACUCCCAAAAAUCCCAGCCAGUUUACCAGCUGGGAGUUGAAGGUCAAAACAUCUUGAGACCCACAGGUUGAGAACCUCUGGGUGAGGGGAUUCUGGGAGCUGCAGGUCUUAUUUAUUUUAACGACAUUGAAGCUCCAGGAAUGGUGGACAACCCUGCUUCUUCUCUAGUCCUUGAGUAAGGUCUAACAUACCAGUCCACCUGGCUCCUGUAGGCAGAUAUUUGCCGUGGGACAUUUUUGGUGGAAUAGAAAACCAUGGGUAGUUCACAUUGCCACCAAUCCACACACUGACUUGCCAGAGGAAAAGUAUGCCACGCAGAUGACCAGUAAAGAAUAAGGAGCUUACUUAUAGAAUCAUAGAAUCAAAGAGUUGGAAGAGACCUCAUGGGCCAUCCAGUCCAACCCCCUGCCAAGAAGCAGGAAUAUCUUUGUAAUGCAGAGCAAUAUAUAUACAAUUAUGAGAAAAAAAUGCAUUGACUCACACAAUGCCCUUUUAGAGAAAUUCAAAUGGUCCAUAGGUGUACAUGUGAGAGUUCUUCUUCCAGCAGCCAAGAAGCAAAAAUACAAAUUGACUGUCUCUGUCCCUGCACAGCUCCUGCAUAGAAAACUUAAACAUGUUACUGUUGCCAAAACUCCUAGUCUCAGCUAGCAUCUGGGUGUGGCCCAACCAAUUAGCUUAAUGCUUUGUAUUUUUCAGUUAACACACUCACAAACUGAUUUUUUACAUGCCCCAACAGCAUUGCCUUUGACUGCAAGAUGCCUCCUACUUACUGGAGUUGUGACUCUUAGGCCCUAU
Messenger RNA from Anolis sagrei ordinatus, 3198 nucleotides. NCBI's taxonomy places the organism in Eukaryota, Metazoa, Chordata, Lepidosauria, Squamata, Anolidae. The record is from RefSeq and is a predicted model, not a curated record.